Dermacentor silvarum is the source of this 4385-nucleotide messenger RNA. RefSeq lists its product as uncharacterized. The coding region runs from base 136 to 1188 and encodes 350 amino acids. The record is from RefSeq and is a predicted model, not a curated record. Lineage: Eukaryota; Metazoa; Arthropoda; Arachnida; Ixodida; Ixodidae. The transcript has 9 exons.
UCGCACUCGGUCGGGGCGGCCGAAUCAGCGCCUGUUUUUUUAGCAUUUUCGAAUCGACCCAGCGUAUUAACAGGGGGGGCUCCCGACGAUUAGCAUAAGUUACUAUGAUAGUGGAACGCUUGUUAUAACGUUUAAAUGUCAAGAUUUUAUUUUUUUGUCGCCAACAGCGUCCUCGUUCUCUAUGUUCUCGGGUCAUCGGCGCAAGCGGGAACCACAGGGAGCCCAUGUGAGUCGGACAGUGACUGUCGCCGGGCGAGCCACUAUGCGUGUCACAACCACAGCUGUGCCUGCCAGGUCGGCCACCACGAAGAGCUAGUCAACUCCAGCCUCUCCUGUGUCUUUGUUGGGGUGCCGGUGGGGGAGCGCUGCUUGUCAGACGAGUCCUGCAUCAACCGCAACCGAACUCACUGUGGAAGCCGGCACAUCUGCGUCUGCCGCCGGGGAUAUUACGAACAUGGUGGCGUCUGCAAAACUGGCCGCAAGCUCGGCGACCCAUGCCGGUCGGACGCCCAGUGUGAAGCCGGCAGCAAUGCGUCGGCGUGCCGCGGUUCCGCUUGCCGCUGCAAGGACGGCUACUACCAGGAGUCCAUAGGGGGCAACAGCACUUGUGUACCAGGCAACCCUCCACUGCUGCUGUGCUACACUAACUAUGACUGCUUCAUCCGUGACCGACACCUUGUUUGCGAUGGCAGGUUCUGCCGUUGCAGGCAAGGCUACCACACGGAACUCACUGCCUGGGGCUGGCGAUGUGCAGAUUCCUCAGGCUUACAGCGACCUGUUCACGGUGGGGUGGUGUCAGUGUUCAGGAUUUCACCAGCAGCCAUCCUUAUCGCUUGCAUUAUCUUGGGAUACAUGAAACGACGCCAGAAGCCCGACUCGGGCCAAGGGCUGCACGACCGCCCAUUUGGAAGCCGCACCCAUCGGUACAUCAUCCCAUUCCGCCGCGGAGUCUCCCUCCGUGAGGUGGCUCAGCGUGGCCAAAAUGCAAGGACGGGCGACUCGUUUGACCACCUCCUGCCACCCACUGCGGCCUGCAGCAGUCUGCCACCCGAACCACCACCUUACCAUCCGGCUGAGGAGGAGCCGCCGCCAACGUAUGAAGAGGCGGUGCGAGGGGCCCCCGUUGCGCCCGUACCACAGAUGGUGCCCGGAGGAAGUGCUACCGCACAGCCAACGCGACGUGCCUGAGAAAAAGAGACUGGAGAGACCACCACUCAGCUACCAAACAGUUGUCGUCCCUACCUCCGAUAUUCUUUCUUUUUUUCUGUUUUUGAGUCUCCCAUCAUUGCAGAAAAGCACUCAUCGUUGCCUGUCGGGCCACACAUGGAGACAUGGGAGAAAAAGGGUGUCGCGAAUAAAAGAACCAACGCUGACAGACGCAUCAAAAGUAAAAGGUGGCAAGCUAAGUGGAGAGGCUUUCUUCUUUGACGUGGCCACAGUGAAGUAGGGAAGGUUUGUGCACGAACUGCAGCGCUAUUGCCAAGAUUAUGUAAUUUUUAUUCUGGUUUGAAAAGCACUUCAAACUGACAAAGAAAAACUGGUGUAUGCUCACUUUCGGAGGGUAGUUAUAUGGGCUUGUUGGGCUGCGCUACAACAAAGUGGAAGACGCUUUCGGAGUUCCGUAUAUUUGUUUUUAUCUGCUUUCUUCAGUCUUUGUUCAUGCUUAGUACACCGGCUAUUUUCUCCUGCAGUUUGCAUGAGCUGUGCCAAUUUUGAAUAAGGCUUGGAAUUUUUGAGACCCUGUGAUGAGAUUCUAGCAUGUAUUUUAUGCCGAGGAAGCAUUCUUGAAAUAGAGAUUCGUUAAAAAAAGAAAAGCACAGGUGCCGCAAUGUUACAAAAUAUGCUCUUACUCAACACAACCUUAUAUAUUACAUAAUGUAUCUUACCUUUCACUUAGAUUGGCACAGGCUUGCUGACUAUUUCACCAUUUACAAACAACUACCUGCUUCUGCUGCCAUAUUUCUUUGACAUGAUUGUUAAUCAGUCAAGAUGAGAGUACAAGUUCAGUUUCGUAAGUAUCGCUGCUCGAAGUUUCCUUUUUAAAUUCUACUGAUACUCUCCUUCUUCCUGCACUUACACGGUGUAAUUUGGUUUAGGUAACCUAAAUCUCACCGUAAAGACAUUUUUGGUGUAACAAUUUGAAGGAAGCUACCCAGUCAGUACUCGUAAUGGGCUCUAAUAAUUGGAAGACCCCCUGGUAUAAUUUUUAUUUUUUCGGUCACCUUUUAUAUCUUCAGUAGUGCAGUAAUAGAGUAGCAGCAUUAAACACUGACGUUUCUCAACUAGUACCCCAUUAAGCCAAAAGGGUAAAAUAUUGUGGUGCCCUAGUAGGCCUCACUAUUUAUUAAUUUCUAAUUCAUUAGAACUCCUGUAUUUUCAUUCCUUUUCUAUUUAGGUUUUGUUAAUAUUUACCAUUUAUGUGAGCUGUAAGUUUCUUUAUCUUUUUUUAUGGGAGCACUGGUGGGCACUCAUUGAGGUCAUAAAUGCGAGAACAUCAGAAAGUGCGAUGCACAUUUUUGUCAUGCAGCUGGUGGUUUGUAGCAUGGAGGCAUAGCUCCCAUGUGGCAGCCACUUUAAAAUGUUUGUGCAUGUGUUGUGCAUUUCCUUGGCUGCACGUAGGCCUGCUGCUGGGUGCUUCUUCAGUCAGUAAAAAUCACCUUGGCUUUUAAAUGAGCUUUUUUUUUUUUCAGUUAUUUUUACUCAUAGUACCCACAAUGACAUGGCAUAACUUCGCAGUACCACAGCGUUACAACAUUGUCAUGGCAGGACUGUAGCGCCCUCUAGCAGUGGCAUAGCACAUAGCCAGUUAUGAAGGUUUACAAGAGACCACAGCUGCAAUGCCUUCCAAAAGCUUGUGGCUGUUUCCUUUGCUGUGCCACAAGAUUGGAGCCGUGUCAUGCACACAAAAUUGUCCCGCCUUGUCAGUACAUUGAAAGUUCUUAUUCCUUUCUUACCUUGAAUGCAUCGUUUCUUUAUCUUCUUUUUCGUAGUUUCUUAUAUUUUGAGAGAAGCAGGUGCAUUCACAGUGUAUGUGUGACAAUGAAAUUCAAAUGGCAAGUGAGGGCUUGGCUCAAAGUGGCUGCUUAAAUGUUACAAACCUAGUCGUGUAGAAAUAAUUUACUAACAGAAUGAAGCCACCGUGCUUAGGCUGCAGUAGGUUUAAGUCUCCUUGCAAAUAUUUGGGUGUGCAUUUUUGUCCCUCUAAUCCUCCUCUUUUGUUUCACACAUGCAGUAUAUAUGUAUUAUAUACUUCAAGGUCAAACUACAGUGCCAGCAGGCUUUGCCUUUUUUAAGUUGUGUAUCUGUGAUAAAAAUAUUUUUUACACUACACACGCGUACAAUUACCUGUCCCUCUUCUUUUUUUAAGUAGCUUGUCCACUGUGUCAGUCUAGAUAAUUGCAUCGUUUGCCACUAGAUGUGAGCUUGUUGUUUGUUUUCUGUUUUGUUGCCCUCCAGAAGCUCAAGUUUAUGAGCUUGUAGUAAUGUUGCAUACAUGUCGUGAAGUUUUCCUCUCUAUUUUUUUCGCUGCUAUGACAGAACAAAUGCCAGUUUGAGCAAAUUUUAUUCUUCAGAAACGUGGCGUUUGCUCGUAGCACCGACAAAUUACAUAUAAAGCUGCUUUCUUGCUUCGCAGAAGCUCUUGUAUCACCCUGUGUUCUGCUUUGAUUCAGGCAUAGUUGUACGAUAGAACCGCUUCGGAACUGUGUACUGAAUUAAGUACCUGGACAACAGUAAACAAGCCUGAUUGAGAGCUAGGUCUUGUACUUACAUUAGUCAGAUAUUCCUGUUUUUCUUGUGGGUAAGCUUUGCUGUACAGAGAGAGAUUAUAGAAAGGAGCAAUAAGUCUGCCUCCACACCACAACUUUUUGUUUUGCAUGCACAGAUUUCCACAAGUGUCGAUGUUGAGAAAAUGGUAUCACUUGUGUUAAAACUUUUUUCCAUGCUUUACUCAAUAGGUGAAUUUGUCGGUUUGUGCAUUUAAUGCGCACUCCCGUCCCGUAAUGGUUUCUGGUUGUGCUAACACCUUUUCCCUGUGUGGGAUGUCUCUAAAGCGCAACUUACCUGCACAUUACACCAACUGUUAUGUUUGAAAAACUGCAAAGGGGGAAAAAGAUAUGCUUUGCUUUCUCUGUAGGUUUUUGUGCCACGGCCUUACAAUUGAGCGUCGUAGAAAGUGCAACGAGGCAAUGGCCACUCGAAGCAUGUCGAGUGGCCAUUGCUAUUGUGUCUUCAGUUACCAUAUACAUUCCCACAAAUGUAUUCUUUGUCUGUCUCUCAACUCUGUCUUGCAUAACUUCACAUGCUUUCGUUUUUCAUUGAUACAGGCAAACCAGGAAACUUAUUCAUGCCAGACUGUCAUUAAAGCUUUAUUCUCAACCAUGAAA